Molecule: messenger RNA, 4264 nt
Organism: Gadus macrocephalus (Pacific cod)
Lineage: Eukaryota; Metazoa; Chordata; Actinopteri; Gadiformes; Gadidae
Product: choline transporter-like protein 2
Exons: 22
Coding region: 330-2492 (720 amino acids)
Biological process (GO): choline transport; transmembrane transport
Cellular component (GO): membrane
Molecular function (GO): choline transmembrane transporter activity
Source: RefSeq, a predicted model, not a curated record
AGGCCGCUCAGUCUACCUGCUGCUGUAAGCUACACCCUGACCAGGAGCAGAGGAGCACACCUGGGAGAGAGAGACACAGAGACACCAAGGGGGAGGGGGGCAGGUAGACCAGAGAGAUAGAGAUAGCAGGCGGGGUGGAUUGGUGGGUGGAGCGUCCGAAGCUCAGCAGGGACGGGUUGAACUGGUUUUCCCUCUCAGGCUACAUGCGACUCGCUCUCCUCACAGGAACACGCCUCGCUCGCCCAGACGGCCCAGAGAGCAGGGAAGGGCAGGGAGUUGUUUCCCUCUCUUUAGUUUAUCUGGAUCUGACGGCUACUUGAAGCACAGCCAUGCCCGAAGAGGAGUUCUACGGGAAGAAUGGUGAGCCCCGCAAGUAUGACCCCACCUUCAAAGGCCCGAUCCACAGCAGGGGCUGUACGGACAUCGCCUGCUGCGUCCUCUUCAUCGUGGCAAUACUAGCCUACGUGGCGGUGGGGAUCCUGGCCUGGUCCCAGGGCGACCCCAGGAAGGUGAUCUACCCCACGGACAGCAGGGGGCAGUUCUGUGGGCACGCGGGCACCCCUCUGGAGAAGAAGCCUUUGCUGUUCUACUUCAACAUAAUGAAGUGUGCCAGUCCCAUGGUGCUGCUGGAGUUCCAGUGUCCCACGACGCAGAUGUGUGUGGCAAAGUGUCCUGAUAAGUUCAUGACGCUGGUGAAGGCUCGCCUCAUCCCCUCUGAGUUUGAGUACUACAAGCAGUUCUGCAAGGAGGGGGUGACCAACCAAAUGAGUGUUCCUGAUAUCCUGAAGGGAGGUCUAUGCCCGGCCAUGUUAACCCCCAGCAAGUCCUUCACUAGGCGGUGUUUCCCUGCCCUGGCUGGGAAGGACGGCUCCAUCACGGUGGGGAACAGCUCCAGGUUCGACGACGGGACCGGGACCAUAAGGGAGGCCAAGGACCUGGUGGACGGGGUCAAGAACGCCACGGUGGUGAUGGAGGCACGGCAGGUGGUCAUGAAGGUGUUUGAGGACUACACCCACUCCUGGUACUGGAUCCUGCUUGGUCUGGUGAUCGCCAUGCUCACCAGCCUCCUCUUCAUCGUCCUCCUGCGCUUCCUGGCGGGCAUUAUGGUCUGGGUGAUGAUCGUCAUGGUGAUCCUGGUCAUCGGCUACGGUAUCUUCCACUGCUACAUGGAGUACGCGGCACUGAAGGGGGAGGCGGGCUCUGACGUCACCCUGAAGGACCUGGGCUUCCAGACAGACAUCACCGUGUACCUGCAGAUCAGACAGACAUGGCUGGCCUUCAUGAUCAUCCUGGCCAUCGUGGAGGUGGUCAUCAUCCUCAUCCUCAUCUUCCUCAGGAAGAGGAUCCUGAUCGCCAUCGCCCUGAUCAAGGAGGCCAGCAGAGCCAUCGGUCACGUGAUGUCGUCCCUCUUCUACCCCCUGUUCACCUUCCUGCUGCUGGCCAUGGUGAUCGCCUACUGGGCCGUCACCGCUGUUUUCCUGUCCACCUCCAACGAGCCGGUGUACAAGGUGUUCAACGAGACGGAAUGCAUGCACUCCAGGAUGAACUGUGAACCUGCCAACUUCUCCACCAGCGCCAUGAAGGCGGACUGCCAGGACUCGGAGUGCCUGUUUGCGUUCUAUGGCGGGGAGACGGCGUACCACAAGUACCUGAUCGGCCUGCAGUUCUACAACGUCUUCCUCUUCUUCUGGUGCGCCAACUUCGUGACGGCGUUGGGCCAGAUGACGCUGGCCGGGGCCUUCUCCUCCUACUACUGGGCCUUCGUCAAGCCCGACGACAUGCCCGCCUUCCCCGUGUUCGCCGCACUGGGCCGUUCCCUCAGGUAUCACACAGGUACUCUGGCGUUCGGCUCGCUGAUCCUCUCCAUCGUCCAGAUCAUCAGAGUCCUGCUGGAGUACAUUGACCACAAACUCAAAGGAGCACACAACAAGUGCACCCGCUUCCUGCUCUGCUGCCUCAAGUGCUGCUUCUGGUGUCUGGAGAAGUUCGUCAAGUUCCUCAACAGGAACGCCUACAUCAUGGUGGCGAUCUACGGUAAAAACUUCUGCACCUCAGCCAAAGACGCCUUCUUCCUGCUGAUGAGGAACAUGAUCAGGGUCGCUGUUCUGGACAAGGUGACAGACUUCCUGCUGUUCCUGGGCAAGCUGCUGAUCGUGGGGAUAGUUGGGAUCUUUGCCUUCUUCUUCUUCUCCGGCCGUGUGAAGGCGUUCGAGGACACCGCGCCACACCUGCACUACUACUGGGUGCCAAUCCUGACGGUGGUGGUGGGCUCCUACCUCAUCGCCCACGGGUUCUUCAGCGUCUACGCCAUGUGUGUGGACACCCUGUUCCUCUGCUUCUGCGAGGACCUGGAGCGUAACGACGGCUCGGCGGAGCGGCCGUACCUCAUGUCCUCCACGCUGCACGACAUCCUGUGGGAGGACAAGGAGCUGCCGGAGAGCCAAGGGGUCGAGGAGGAGGGGGACCCCCCGCCCAGUGAAGCACAGAUCUAACACCGGGGGGGGUUAGGGGACGAUUGGGCGUGUCUGGGAGAGACGGCGCUUUAGAUGGAAGAGGAGACGUGGAGCAGAUGACAUCACUUCCUUUUUGGGGGUCUUAACGAAGUCAUGAUUUGAUUGGUGGAGAGCUCUGUCCACCAGGACGGGGUUAGGGGUCUGUAUCAGGGGGUCCCCCUGUCUCCAGGCCAUCUGCAUUGGGGUGGGGGGGGACUCUGGAUAGGGGGGCUGAUACGAGGUCACCAUGGAAUCCUUCUGGUGGUCUUAGUUUCGCUGCUAGUUGUUUCGUAGCCGCUGAAAAAAGCUUUAUUUUUGAAUUGCAAGAUCAGCUAAUUGAUCAACUAGGAGACAUGAGUGCAGUAAUAAUCAGUUCAUCACUGCAGUGUUGAACUGAUCGAUUAAGUUCCAGUGCCUUGGACCAAUAGGAGCCUGAAGCCUGACGUGCCUGUUUAAAGUCUCCGUCCUGUUUACAAUCAAUACUCUGGUUGUCUGUCUCCCACUGCGCUGCUACUUUACUAUGUUUUCUAAGCACGAGUUCUCGGCCAUAGUGGUUUUGUAUCUUAUGAACACUUCAACGUUAGCACUAGAGUUUAGUAGUGAUCACUCUGAUCAACGUUGGCUAGCGAUGCUAAGCUCCGCCUUUUUGUUUGGGUUGCCGUCGACCGUGUUCGUAGUGAAGUUAUCGGUACUGAUUUGCAUUAAAAGAGAUCCAUGUCAAUAGCAAAUCACUCAUUCAAUUAAUGUUAUUAUUGUAUAUAUUGUCUAAUUUAAUAAAGAAAUGUAGAUUGGAUCCAAAUCAAGGUAACAUCUCUUUUGUAGUUUGUCUUAAUGCUUUCAAAAGGUUAUUUUAAUGUUUGCGUGAGAAAGAACCUUUGUUAAACCCUCUUAAAGCUUGAUUUGUUCUCUGUUCAGUCUAAGCCGCUCAUCCUCCUCUUCUGUGUCUCUCAGUGGAGGAUCUGGAGCGGAACGACGGCAGCGCAGAGCGGCCGUAUCUGAUGCCAGAGAGCCUCCGCAAGACCCUCAACAAGAAGAACAAGACGCCGCCGGCGGAGUAGAGCGCCCUCUGCUGGCCGGGUGGCGGACAUUUUAAUCCAGCUGUUCGGUUUUUCUUUUUUUUCUUUUUUUUUUGAAAGCGGAGAUUUAUUGCUGUUGGCAACAAGUGCCUGCUUUUGACAAUCGGCAGUCACUCGUGUUUUAAUGUCUGACCUGAAUCUGUCGAGACUUUGUGUGCCUACAGCUGCCGCCGCUAGGGGGAGACAAAGGGACGUCCCUCCGGUCCCACCGAGUCCCCGCGUCCCUCCUGCUGUUCUGUUGUUUUAAUGCGGCCCGGUGUUCAGUGUCAUAGUUGUGGAGGUGAAUUUGAGUUUUUGAAGGCAAUUAACAGUUGAAUACGGUUUGGUGUGUUUAUAUUCCUGUUUAUUAAAGGAUUAGUUGUUUAUUUAACCAUGAUAUAUUUGAAUUAUUUUGGAGAUAGUUAUGUUACAAACAAAGCUUGUAAUGGAACUCGCUUUUUUAAAUUUGUUUUGCUGUUUAAAUAACCUUCCUUAAAUCAGGUUAAAUAUUUAUCCUGUUGAUACCAAAUAUUUUUGUAAUCUGUGCCAAAGAGUUACUGCCGACCUCCAGGAAACGGGGUCAUAGCUGGGAGGUCAAAGGUCAACAUAAGUGUAGGGAGACCGUAAUGCUGUAAGCUUGAUGUUAGCUAUGUGUGUGUUUUCCUGUGGAGUUUUGUUCAGCAUGUUUCUGAAAUAAAACCUUUUUUUUACUGCUGA